UUUGGAAUUUUAGGAGUCACGAUACAAGAACAAGACUAAUGAACAUGCAAAAAUGGGUCAUCAACUACCUCGCCACGACGCUACCCAAACACUGGAUGCAACCUGGUUCAUUUCAGUCAGUCCUCUUCUUCCGAACAUGCUUUCAUGGAAAACGCACAAAUCUUUUCUGGUUUUCUAAACUCUUUCCUUGUCUUUGGUGAACUACAAGAUUCAAUCUCCAUGACACCACCAUAAACCAACAUUUCAGAAUCAUACUCCGUUUCGUCAUUCACGCUUUUCAUCAAACAGGUGGAGGGCAGACUUCCCCCAACAGUUGGUUAACUUCGUUUCUGCGGUCGAUCAAGAAUAAAAGAAAGAGAAGACUAAAGAGAAAUGACAAGCAUUACAGCCACAUGUUCUUUUGGUUUGAUCUUUAGAAGAAAAGAUUCAGAAAACAAUGGAGUUUCAAUGCAUCAAUACAAUGGUCUUAGAGCCAUAGAAACUACCAUCAUUUCUGUUGUUUCACUCGAUUCUCAUAUCUUCAACUUUCUUGCAUAUAUAUUCUCAGCUUCAAAAUCUAAAGCAAUCAAGGCCAUUUCAGCUCCCAAACGAGAAACAGACCCAAAGAAGAGGGUUGUGAUCACUGGAAUGGGAGUUGUUUCUGUUUUUGGCAACGAUGUUGACACAUUCUACGACAAACUUCUAGAGGGUGAAAGUGGAAUCACUCUAAUAGACAAAUUCGAUGCUUCCACCUUCACUGUUCGUUUCGCCGGUCAGAUUCACAACUUCUCAUCGGUCGGCUACAUCGACCGGAAAAAUGAUCGUCGUCUUGAUGACUGCUGGAGGUUUUGUUUGGUCGCCGGCAAAAAAGCCCUUCUUCAUGCCAACCUUGGCCAACAAAUUCUUGAAACUAUGGAUCGAACGAGGAUGGGAGUUGUUGUGGGAUCAGGCAUAGGAGGGAUGACGAGUUUCAGCAAUGGUGUGGAAGCACUGAUUCAGAAGGGAUUCAAGAAAAUUACUCCAUUUUUCAUUCCUUACUCGAUCACGAACAUGGGAUCGGCAUUGUUGGCGAUAGAUACAGGAUUAAUGGGGCCAAAUUACUCGAUUUCAACCGCUUGUGCAACUGCAAACUAUUGCUUUUAUGCAGCUGCAAACCAUAUUAGAAGAGGAGAAGCAGAUAUCAUGGUGGUGGGUGGAACCGAAGCUGCUGUUAAUCCUACGGGUGUUGGUGGGUUCAUAGCCUGUCGAGCUUUGUCUCAAAGAAACCACGAGCCACAUAAGGCUUCUAGACCAUGGGACCAAGAUCGCGAUGGUUUUGUUAUCGGAGAAGGUGCUGGAGUACUGAUUAUGGAAAGCUUGGAGCAUGCAAGUAAAAGAGGAGCCAAUAUUAUCGCGGAAUACUUGGGAGGAGCCAUAACCUGCGAUGCUCACCACAUGACGGACCCUCGCAAAGAUGGUCUUGGAGUUUCGUCAUGCAUUGCCAAAUGUUUAGAAGAUGCCGGUGUUUCUCCCGAAGAGGUGAACUAUGUGAAUUGUCAUGCAACCUCAACCCUAGCUGGAGAUUUGGCUGAGCUUAAUGCCAUUAAGAAAAUCUUCAAGAAUACAUCUGAAAUGAAGAUGAAUGGAACCAAGUCGAUGAUCGGACAUGGUCUUGGAGCUGCUGGUGGAUUGGAAGCCAUUGUAUGCAUAAAAGCAAUCACCACUGGCUGGCUACACCCCACCAUUAAUCAAGAUAACUUGGAGCCUCAAGUUGAUAUCGAUACCGUCCCAAAUGUGAAGAAACGCCAUGAAGUCAAUGUGGCCAUCUCCAACUCCUUCGGGUUCGGUGGGCACAAUUCUGUGGUUGCAUUCACUCCUUUCAAUCCUUGA
Molecule: messenger RNA, 1848 nt
Organism: Cynara cardunculus var. scolymus (artichoke)
Lineage: Eukaryota; Viridiplantae; Streptophyta; Magnoliopsida; Asterales; Asteraceae
Product: 3-oxoacyl-[acyl-carrier-protein] synthase I, chloroplastic-like
Exons: 8
Coding region: 373-1848 (491 amino acids)
Biological process (GO): fatty acid biosynthetic process
Molecular function (GO): 3-oxoacyl-[acyl-carrier-protein] synthase activity
Source: RefSeq, a predicted model, not a curated record